AUGCCUAAUCCAGGCAGGUUUUCCUGGACCCUGCCUAUACAGGCAGACCAUGUUCCCCUCCUUGAUAUGAUCGACAGACUCCGUACCCUCGGUAUCGGUGAGCUCGUUAGCUUGCCACAGAUGAUUGUCUGUGGCUCUAAAUCUAACGGCAAACGCUCUAUAAUCGAGGCACUUUGUCGCGUGGAUUUUCCCGUGAAUAAUGACCUUUACACUGGGUUCGUUAUCGAGAUCAUAUCACGUCGUCAUCCAACGGCCCGCUUCAAAGUGAGCAUUGAGCCUGGCCCUUCGAGAAAAAGCGAAACCGACCUCCAGCGACUCAGGGCAUUCGAGCCCACUGUCCAUGCCAAUGCCGAGCAGUCGGCAUCACUCAUUGAGGAAGCUGCAGAAUUCCUUGGAUCCUUCACCGAGGAUGGAUUCAGUGACGAUAUCAUCAAAGUCGAGGUUACUAGCCCCGAUCAACCCGAUCUCACUCUUAUCGAUGUGCCUGGGUGCUACUUUACGGAAGACACCCUUGAUAGCCGAGGAAAGAAUCUUGGCCAUCCUUGCAUGGAAAAAUACAUGCUGAAUCCGCGCAGCGUCAUCCUUGCUGUCAUAUCGGCAAAAAUCGACAUUUGUGUUCAGAAAGUACUCCAUUUCGCAGACAAGUACGACAAAGAACGAAAUCGGAUCAUGGGCAUUGUUACUCACCUCGAUAAACUCGAGACAUCCUCAGACGAGGAAACGCUAUGGCGUAAGGGUAUCAAACAAGCAAUAUCUGAACUGCCGCUGGGAUUGCAUUUGGUGUGCACCCGAUCAUACGAGACACGAGAUGAUCUAGAAGAGCUAGAUGAAAAGGAGAAGGAGUUCUUCGAUCGAACUGGUUGGAAAACUCUGGCAAUGCAUUACACAGGCACUCGUGACCUGCGGCGUCGACUCAACCAUCUUUUUAUGAAUCACAUUCAAAGCAGCCUACCUGGACUAAUUUCGGAAAUCAACAAAAUCAUUCCGAAAAACCAGACAAGACUGGCCAAGCUUAGUACUCCUCGAGAGACUAUCAACCAACAGAAAGCAUUUCUAUUUCAUCUGAGCAGUGAUUUCCACCGCAUAACCGAACAAGCGUUGAAUGGCAUGUACACUGACGGCUUUUUUGCGACAUCGGUGGAUGGAGAUGAUGAUAAAUCCAAACCCCUCGACCCUCGACGACUCCGCUCUAUCAUUCGUGACCUGCACGAGGAUUUUGCAGAUAUUAUGGAAGCUGCUGGGUGCCGUCAAUUCAUUCAUGGUGUCAAUCAGAUAGCCUCGGUCCCAAACCCUCGCAACCCUUAUGCAGAUAUCAGACAGCCGAUUCACAGGAGCCGCUCAGAGUUCGAACUUGAGGCCAGUGAGCAAAUGCGCCGUGACCGAGGAAUUGAACUCCCAUCAAAUGCCAAUCAGUUACUGGCGGGCACUCUGUUCCGCGACCAGUCGCAGCCCUGGGAGGAAAUGGCUCAAGUCCAUCUGAUGAAAUCAUGGGAGUGCGCUCUGGACUUUGUGACGCGUCUACUGGAGCAUCUUGCGGAUGAACGCAUGUCUGUGGUGAUAAUGCAGACUAUCAUUUGCCCCCAGCUUGAUAGAAUGGAAGAGAGCCUUCUGGCAAAGCUACAGGAGUUGACUGCUUACAACAAACGAGGCCACCCAUUGCCUCUGAGUCGAAGGGUUCUUCGAGACGGUGCGUCGUCUCUUGAUCGAUGCAUUGUUACCAAGAUGCAGAAAUCUAAGAAUGAUCGCCUGCUGGCCAAUCUCCAACAGAUGCGUCCUUCAGCUCCGGGCAAAUCUUUCAAUAUGGAAGAGCUGAAAGCGGUCACUCAGAAGUUGGAAUCAUCAAGCAUUCAGGCCGUGGCCUCGGAUGUCGUUGACCAGUUUCAAGCAUAUUACGAAAAUGCGCUUUUGACUUUCAUGGAUAACAUUGCAACUCUUGGGAUCGAAAACUGCCUUCUCCACCCUCUGGAGACCGUCUUGACAACCCAAACAAUUGCUAACAUGGAAGACAAGCAAAUCGAGGAUCUAUUCGCAGGUGUGCACGACGGUGUACAGAAAUCCCGAGACUAUCUGACUUCUGCACUGGAGAAGUUGCAAAUCGGGCUGCGAGAAUUGAAGAAAUUCUAUGUUGCGAAGAAAGAAAAACCACCCGGUGGAAUAAUCAAGGCACCUGUAUCAGGCCCUUACGCACGUUUGGGUCUUCCGCCGUACCUGUCGCCACUAGGGAUUAUAUGUACUGGAGCACCUUUUCCUCUGUUUGGCGAAAUAGUCACUGACGAUAGCAUUCAAGGCCCAAAUGGCAUGCCCGGGUAUCGAAUUGUGUGGCCCUACAGCUCAGCACCUGGCGGAUACGAUUCAGCCCCCCUUUGCCCAAGUGGUCCAUUCGGUUCCGGUGCCGAUACCGCAACGGUCCCUGCUAGAACAGUUCCUGCUCCAUCUGCACCUUCCACAAAUCCGAACCCUGAGCCGAAUUCUCACGAUUCCGAGGCGCAUACAUCCUUCAGACAUCUGGUUCCUCCCGCUUCAACCUUUGACCCUAGCACUUUCUUCUGCCCCCCUGGCCGGCCUGCUGUAGGACCUGCACCAACCACCCGUGGUUAUGAUCCGAGUUGGUAUCUGGAGGAGUUUGAUGGCAAGUGUGUCAAUCGAUACUAUUCGGUAUGCUUGCACAAUGACUGGAAGCGUUUCUCGCAGGAGGAGCUGCGAUUGGCCGACUAUCAGUUCGGCACGAUUACAAGCAAAUACCCGUUGGACCCUAGGCUGGAAGAGAUGAAGGCGGCCGCUCGCAGGGGAAUGAAAAGGGCCUCGGAUUUGCUUUGA
This is a messenger RNA of Penicillium griseofulvum, 2817 nucleotides long. Its product is annotated as Dynamin. The record is from RefSeq and is a predicted model, not a curated record. Gene Ontology annotation, molecular function: GTPase activity; microtubule binding; GTP binding. The transcript is spliced from 4 exons. Lineage: Eukaryota; Fungi; Ascomycota; Eurotiomycetes; Eurotiales; Aspergillaceae. Bases 1 to 2817 code for a protein of 938 amino acids. Gene Ontology annotation, cellular component: cytoplasm; membrane; microtubule.